Messenger RNA from Equus quagga, 1658 nucleotides. RefSeq names its product paraoxonase 2 (gene PON2). The transcript is spliced from 9 exons. The record is from RefSeq and is a predicted model, not a curated record. NCBI's taxonomy places the organism in Eukaryota, Metazoa, Chordata, Mammalia, Perissodactyla, Equidae. Gene Ontology annotation, cellular component: extracellular region. Bases 123 to 1187 code for a protein of 354 amino acids. Gene Ontology annotation, molecular function: arylesterase activity.
CGGCCGGGCGAGGGCGGAGCCGCCGCUGCCGGGGUCUGACCGGCGGGGCCGGACGGAGCGGGGUGGCGGGGCGGCGCUCAGUGCUCCCGGCCGGCCGAGCAGGCGGCGCCGGCUCCAGCGCCAUGGGGCGGCUGGCGGCUCUUACCUUGCUGGGCAUGGCGCUGGCGCUCCUGGGCGAGAGGCUCCUGCUGUUCAGAAAUCGACUUAAAACCUCCAGAGAAAUAGAAUCCUUAGACCUUCCAAACUGCCGCCUGAUUAAAGGAAUUGAAGCUGGCUCUGAAGAUAUUGACAUCCUUCCGAACGGUCUGGCUUUCUUUAGUGUGGGUCUAAAAUUUCCGGGACUCCACAGCUUUGCACCAGAUAAGCCUGGAGGAAUACUAAUGAUGGAUCUAAAAGAAGAAAACCCAAGGGCACUGGAAUUAAGAAUCAGCCGUGGAUUUAAUUUGGCUUCAUUUAAUCCACAUGGUAUCAGCACUUUCAUAGACACUGAUGACACAGUUUAUCUCUUUGUUGUAAACCACCCAGAAUUCAGGAAUACAGUGGAAAUUUUUAAAUUUGAAGAAGAAGACAAUUCUCUUUUACACCUAAAAACAAUCAAACAUGAGCUUCUUCCAAGUGUGAAUGAUAUCGUGGCUGUUGGACCAGCACAUUUCUAUGCCACUAAUGACCACUAUUUCUCUGAUACUUUCUUAAAGUAUUUGGAAACAUACUUGAAUUUACACUGGACAAAUGUUGUUUACUACAGUCCAAAUGAAGUUAAAGUGGUAGCAGAAGGAUUUGAUACAGCAAAUGGGAUCAAUAUUUCACCUGAUAAAAAGUACAUCUAUGUUGCUGAUAUAUUGGCUCAUGAAAUUCAUGUUUUGGAAAAACACCCUAAUAUGAAUUUAACUCAUUUGAAGGUGCUCGAAUUGGAUACACUGGUGGAUAAUUUAUCUAUCGAUCCUUCCUCGGGGGACAUCUUGGUAGGCUGUCAUCCGAAUGGCCAGAAGCUUUUGGUUUAUGACCCGAACAAUCCUCCUUCAUCAGAGGUUCUCCGCAUCCAGAAUAUUCUAUCUGAGAAGCCUACCGUGACUACAGUUUAUGCCAACAACGGAUCUGUUCUCCAGGGAAGUUCUGUGGCCUCAGUAUAUGACAGGAAGCUGCUCAUAGGCACUUUAUACCACAGAGCCCUGUACUGUGAACUCUAAACCGUACUUUUCAUAUGCAAGUGUGUUAACUUCUCUUCAUAAUUAAUUUUCUAUAGAUUGCCAAUUCUGAGGGAAUUUAGCAAAGUUGACCCAGAAACAUAUGACACGUAUCAUUAAUUUUAUUUCAGUAAGGAAAGGGCCCUUCAGUUCUUAUAGCACUUUUAAUAUCAAAGGAAAAUGAGCAGUUUUUAAAAAUGCUGAGUAAAGGAGAGAGAAGAAAGGUGCUUUUGGUAAAGUGAAUAUACUUUGCACAAAAUAAGCCUCACCUCUGCCUUCUAACUGCCAGAGCAUGAAUUCCACUGAAACAGGGUAGAUUGCAUAACUUUAAAAUGUGAGUGACCUCAACUCCAGCAGUGUGACCCCGGGACUGUUCAGAACUACUGAUAGAGAACAUGUUUUGAUGUCUUAUACUUACAUAUUUGUUUACUGUUAAAGAAUUGGAAUUAUAUUAAACACUAACUAAAAUCCAAA